CUCGCAUAGAUGUCGCGAUAUAUUAACUGUCAAAACAGUAGCCGUCAUCCCGAUAGGUUAUAUGCCAGUCAUCCUUAAAACUUGCAAAUAUUAUCGAAAUAAUCGAAAAAUGGGUUCGGUAAAACCAAUUACGGACGAAACUCAUUUCGCUACCGAAUUAUCCAACGCGUCUGGUCGUCUAGUUGUGGUGGAUUUUACGGCAACAUGGUGUGGGCCCUGCCAAAGAAUGGCUCCUGUUUUUCAACAAAUGGCCACCAAGUAUCCCAGAGCUGUGUUCUUAAAAGUAGAUGUUGACCAAUGCCAGGAAACUGCAGCCGCCCAAGGAGUAUCGGCUAUGCCUACAUUCAUUUUCUAUAGGAAUAAGACGAAAAUUGAUAGGCUUCAGGGAGCUGAUCCUACAGCUUUAGAGAGUAAAAUAACACAGUACUAUGGAUCGGAGGAUACUGAAGAUGCUGAGGGUGUUUCUGGACACAUGGACUUGCAACCAUUCAUCACCAAGGCUGAAUGUGAAUGUUUGAAUGAGAGUGACGAUCAUACUUUCGAACAUUGUUUAACUUCUGGAGGAGGUUACCUUCAAUCUGAUUGUGAUGAACAGUUGAUAAUUUCUGUUGCCUUUAACCAAGCAGUAAAAAUCCAUAGUUUGAAAUUCAAAGCUCCAGCUGAUAAAGGACCAAAAUAUAUUAGGAUUUUUAUUAACCAACCGAGGACUUUGGAUUUCGAUUUGGCUAACAGUUACACUAGUGUACAAGACUUGGAAUUGACCCCACAAGAUUUGGAAGAUAAUCCAACAAACUUGAGAUAUGUAAAAUUUCAGAAUGUUCAAAAUAUACAGCUUUUUAUCAAGGACAAUCAAUCUGGAGGAGAAGUAACUCAAAUUGACCAUUUAGCAUUUAUUGGGUCUCCAAUUUGUACCACAAACAUGGGUGACUUUAAAAGAGUUGCAGGAAAGAAGGGUGAAAGUCACUGAAAAUGUUUAAAAUUAUAUUUAAUUUACAUUUUUGUUACUCAAUAUAUGUACUAAACUUUU
This is a messenger RNA of Brassicogethes aeneus, 1027 nucleotides long. The record is from the annotation of a GenBank genome assembly. NCBI's taxonomy places the organism in Eukaryota, Metazoa, Arthropoda, Insecta, Coleoptera, Nitidulidae.